Paramuricea clavata is the source of this 1231-nucleotide messenger RNA. Lineage: Eukaryota; Metazoa; Cnidaria; Anthozoa; Malacalcyonacea; Plexauridae. The record is from the annotation of a GenBank genome assembly.
AUGGCCAAGUGGAUCAACUCAAGGAUCAGUGCAAAGCACAAAACAUCUGUAAUGAAACAAUUAACAGACGCUCAUCAAAAAGAUGUUCUACGCACCCGCGAGUAUUUGCGUAUAAUCAUUACCAGCAUAUUCUAUAAUGCACAGCAAAACGUGGCUUUACGAGGACACGAGGAAAACAGAAAUGAUAUCGGCAAAAUGUCCGACAUAAAUAGAGGAAACCUAUUGGAAUUAUUACACCUCAGAUGCGAUGACAUCCCGUGGCUCGACGAAAAGCUACAAAGUCAACAUAAGCUUCACGCUCAGUGGACAUCGCCAUCUAUUCAGAAUGAGAUAUUAGAAAUUACAUCUAGAUUUCUUGUCGAGCGAAUCAAUCAGGAUGUACUAUUAAGCCGUAACUUUGCUCUAAUCAUGGAUGAAACUUCAGAUAUCAGCCGCAUAGAGCAGGUAUCAAUCUGCCUAAGGUAUGUUUUGACUGGCAAAACAUUAGAGACUUUCAUCGGAUUUUUUUCGACAGCAUCAACAGAAGGCGAAGUUUUAUUUGAACUUGUAAAGAGGAUCAUCACUGAACGUGGCUUGAAGUUAGAGGAUAUUGUUGCCGAGUGCUUCGAUGGUGCAUCCAAUAUGAGUGGCGUUCGGAAAGGCGUAGCGGCACGAAUGAAAGAAUGCUCACCGCGAGGAGUAUAUAUACAUUGUUACGCGCAUAUCCUUAACUUGGCACUGCAAGACACUAUGAGUGAUGUGCAGCCACUCCGAAAUGCACUAGGGACAUUACAAAGUCUGUAUAAUUUCUUGGAGGCAAGUCCAAAACGUCAUGCCGUGUUUAAUUAAUUCUGUUAAGAUAGAUGGUGAUCACCUUGUUCUCACGCUAAAAUCUUUGAGUGAAACGAGAUGGUCCUGCAGAUGGGAAGCAGUAAAAGCAGUCAGGGAGCAAAUGCCGAAAAUUAUCAAAGCUCUUCUCAUUUUAACAAAGGAUAAGGAUACUAAGACGUACACGGACAGCGUUGCCAUUUUGAAUGCCAUUUGUGAUUUUGAAUCCGUAUUUGGCUCGAUUCUUCUGAAGGUGAUAUUAUCAAAUACAAGCAGUCAAAGUAACCAUCUACAAGGGAAAGGCGUCGACGUUAUCACUGCAAAAAGAAAUGCUGAUCUCACGAUCAACACGCUCCGUAAAUGUCGCAACGAAAAGAAUUUUGAACUCUUGUGGGAAAGAGCACAUGCAGAUCAUGUCCAAUGA